This is a messenger RNA of Oncorhynchus kisutch (coho salmon), 4587 nucleotides long. It is a transcript of the gene dcaf5, whose product is annotated as ddb1 and cul4 associated factor 5. The transcript is spliced from 10 exons. The record is from RefSeq and is a predicted model, not a curated record. NCBI's taxonomy places the organism in Eukaryota, Metazoa, Chordata, Actinopteri, Salmoniformes, Salmonidae. Gene Ontology annotation, biological process: negative regulation of fatty acid biosynthetic process. Gene Ontology annotation, molecular function: protein binding. The coding region runs from base 205 to 2793 and encodes 862 amino acids. Gene Ontology annotation, cellular component: Cul4-RING E3 ubiquitin ligase complex; cytoplasm.
AGCUUGCAGCAGAACAGGAAGCGACUGCUACAGAGCGCGCGGGGGGGGGGACCUGCAAUCAACGACGACAUCAACAGCACUGCGGCUCGGGAAUAUCUUUCUUCACCAUCAUGUAGCUUCGAGACAGAACGAUUGCAGAGAUACACUUCUAUAAUAGCUGGAUAUAAUAGUGUGGCUGUGCAUUGAGAUAAAAAUCCAAAUUGGAUGAGGAAGCUGGCUAGGCUAACUGCUCCAGGAAAAAUGAAGGAGGUGAAGGGUUGCGGUAUGCGGUCCUCCGUGGGCUUUCUGUCCCAGAGAAGGCUCUUCGGUAACCCGCUGAUGAAGGAAGAAUUUCAGAGACUCCGGUUGGCAGGAUGCACAAGCCUUUACAAGAAAGACAUGCUGGGACAUUUCGGGUGUGUAAACGCCAUAGAGUUUUCCAACAAUGGAGGAGAAUACCUUGUGUCCGGAGGGGAUGACCGCAGGGUGUUACUAUGGAACAUGGAGAGAGCUCUUCAUGCCCGCUCAGCCAAGCCUCUCAAACUGAAGGGAGAACACCUCUCCAACAUUUUCUGUCUGGCAUUCGACAGCACCAACAAAAGGGUGUUUUCUGGGGGCAACGAUGAACAGGUCAUCCUUCAUGAUGUAGAACGAGGCGAGACUCUGAACGUGUUCCUUCACGACGAUGCGGUGUACGGCCUGUCAGUCAGCCCCGUUAACGACAACGUGUUCGCCAGCUCCUCGGACGACGGACGGGUCCUCAUCUGGGACACACGGGAGCGGCCACACGGAGAGCCCUUCUGUCUGGCCAACUACCCAUCAGCCUUCCACAGUGUGAUGUUUAACCCGGCAGAGCCCCGACUCCUGGCUACAGCCAACUCCAAGGAAGGGGUGGGGCUGUGGGACAUACGCAAGCCUCGCACUUCUCUGCUGCGGUACGGCGGCAGCAUGUCCCUCCAGAGUGCCAUGUCGGUGCGUUUUAACAGCGCAGGGACCCAGCUCCUGGCCUUGCGUCGCAGGCUACCCCCGGUCCUCUACGAGCUACACUCUCGCCUACCCAGCUUCCAGUUCGACAACCAGGGCUACUUCAACUCCUGUACCAUGAAGAGCUGCUGCUUCGCUGGAGACGAGGAUCAGUACAUCUUGUCUGGAUCAGAUGACUUCAACCUUUACAUGUGGAGAAUCCCCAAGGAUCCUGAAGCAGGAGGCCCGGGUCGUGUGGUCAACGGAGCGUCCAUGGUCCUGAAAGGUCACCGUUCCAUCGUGAACCAAGUCCGGUUUAACCCCAGCACCUAUAUGAUCUGCUCCUCCGGGGUCGAGAAGGUCAUCAAGGCGUGGAGCCCCUACCAGCAGACGGAGAGUCUGGGAGACCUGGAUAGUCAUGUGGAGGAUAAGUCCAGGAGUCUGUACAGCCACGAGGAGUACAUCAACUUGGUCCUGAACAGCGGCAGUGGCCUGAGCCACGACUACGUCUCACAGUCCAUCCAGGAGGAUCCUCGUAUGAUGGCCUUCUUUGACUCUCUGGUUCGUCGGGAGAUCGAGGGCUGGAGUUCGGACUCAGACAGUGACCUGAGCGAGGGGGCUAUCCUGCAGCUCCACGCCAGGGGACGUCGCUCCACACGGGCUAUAAGAGACGGCGCCGGGGUCCUGGUUGGGAGUGGAGUCGCCACGCCUGUACCGCCCUCUGCUGCUGCUACCGCCGACUCAGACCACUCCUCAUCGUCCUCAUUAGCUGCCCCCGAGGCCUCGGGGGCGGAGCAUCCUGAAGGGGUGGAGCCACUGCAGCCGAGGAGGCGUGGCAGCAGAUAUCAGCAGUCUGUGUUCUUAUUGGACCUGGUGGGAGAGGACUCUGACUCCAGUGGAUUCUGGCCAGACCCCAUGCCCCGGCCUCGCUCUCCCAGCCCCCGAGACAACUCCACCCUCUCCAGCCCCACCUCCUCCCCCGCCGGCGCCUCCUCUAGCUCCUCCUCUUCCACCUCCUCCACCAGCUCUGAGGACGAGGAGCAGAGGAGAGCCAGUAGGAGACAACGUACUGCAGCCCGCUGGCGCCGCAUGCAUUUCCCCCGCCUGUCCAGUGGGGGGCGCCCCGAGUCCGCCCAGGCCUUGUACCCCGGGGGGGUCGACUCCUGCUCCUACCCCAAGAUCUCAAUCGACGAGGCCUCAUCCUCCUCCGCGUCCUCCACGGAGCUUCAGCAGGACCAGGACUCGGUUCAAAUCGGACCCCACAGAAGUGGCUCUAAAACGGGGAGACGCAAGUCGCACACCCUUCCUGGUUCUAGCCCUGCGGUGUCUCUGGACAGCCAGGACGACCGAGCGGAGCAGGAGGGGCUCCUCAUCGCCUCCCUUCUGUCUCAAGACGCCCUGCAGCAGAGGAACGAGUCCCGGGCAGGAAGGGUUGGGGAGAGGAGGGCUGCUUUAGAGAGGAUGGCCGAGGGCUUAGAUAGUCCUGAAGAGGCCGAUGAGUCAGAUCAUAGUCGCUGGAUCUCCCCUAGUUCCAGACACCACAGCCCUGGGCUGAACGGGCUGCAGCACCUUGACAUGACUGAGGUGCCGGUAGGCUGUAGGGGUCGCCUGGCUCCAGACCUAUUUGAAUCCUCAGACUCCGAGGGAGAGAGAGAGACCUUAGAGUUGAAAUCAGCAGGCACUAGGACCCUGGUGGAGGAGGAGGAGGAGGGGGAGGAGGGGGGGUCGUCAUCGUCUCAGAGAGGCCCAUCCCAGGGUGCGCUGAAACGGACUCACCUUGGGUCAAGUGGUCAAGGGUCAGGGGAGGGGUCAGGGGGGUCGGAGACCUCAGAGAAGAAGUUCAAGACAUGAUGAUUGCACCUGAGGUGCCAGGUGAUCAUUUGGUUUAGGACCGGUUACGUCUCAAAUGACACCCUGUUCCCUAUGGUGUACUACUUUAGGGCUACAGUAACCCAUAGACAGUAACCCGUAGACUUAGGGCUACAGUGACCCGUAGACUUAGGGCUACAGUGACCCGUAGACAGUAACCCGUAGGCUUUAGGGCUACAGUGACCCGUAGGCUUUAGGGCUACAGUGACCCGUAGGCUUUAGGGCUACAGUGACCCGUAGGCUUUAGGGCUACAGUGACCCGUAGGCUUUAGGGCUACAGUAACCCGUAGACUUUAGGGCUACAGUAACCCGUAGACUUUAGGGCUACAGUAACCCAUAGACAGUAACCCGUAGACUUUAGGGCUACAGUAACCCGUAGACUUUAGGGCUACAGUAACCCGUAGGCUUUAGGGCUACAGUAACCCGUAGGCUUUAGGGCUACAGUAACCCGUAGGCUUUAGGGCUACAGUAACCCGUAGGCUUUAGGGCUACAGUAACCCGUAGGCUUUAGGGCUACAGUAACCCGUAGGCUUUAGGGCUACAGUAACCCGUAGGCUUUAGGGCUACAGUAACCCGUAGGCUUUAGGGCUACAGUAACCCGUAGGCUUUAGGGCUACAGUAACCCGUAGGCUUUAGGGCUACAGUAACCCGUAGGCUUUAGGGCUACAGUAACCCGUAGACUUUAGGGCUACAGUAACCCGUAGACUUUAGGGCUACAGUAACCCGUAGACUUUAGGGCUACAGUAACCCGUAGACUUUAGGGCUACAGUAACCCGUAGACUUUAGGGCUACAGUAACCCGUAGACUUUAGGGCUACAGUAACCCGUAGACCUUAGGGCUACAGUAACCCGUAGACCUUAGGGCUACAGUAACCCGUAGGCUUUAGGGCUACAGUAACCCGUAGGCUUUAGGGCUACAGUGACCCGUAGACUUUAGGACUACAGUGACCCGUAGACUUUAGGGCUACAGUGACCCGUAGACCUUAGGGCUACAGUAACCCGUAGACUUGAGGGAUUGGGUGUCAUUUCAGAAGCCUGAGACUCAAUUUAGGGUGGCUUUUCAAUGUGUUUUUACAAUCCAGUUUCUUGGUUUGGCGUCACUCUAAAAAGGGUCUCGCAAUUUUGAGAGAUUGGGCGAGGUGGUUUUGCGCGGACCGGGUGGAGCUGGCAUUUUUAGACCAUUCCAUUGGUCCUAAAGUGGCUUCUUCACCCACCGCCCAUUGGGACACGUGUUCUUCUGUGAGCAAAUCACAGUGAGGUCAUCACUUCUGUGGUCAAACCACAAAGAUGCCAUAAUUUACUAACAUAUAAGUAAUCAUAUUGAUAGUAAUGCUAUUGUUAAUUAUUUUGCUAGUCAUUUAGUCUUAAGGCAGAAUUUUAUUUUAUUUUUUAUGUUCAUGUUUUGAAACAAAUACAGAAUUUUAAGAGAACACUCAUGGGGGGGCUGAAAUUCAGGACUAAAGCUUUUCGACUGCGGAUUUGAUUUCAAUUGGAGUUAAAACGAGACUGGAUUCAUUUAGAUUUUUCAGUGCUUAGCUUGGUGAAGUUUAUGCGUUUCCAUGGCAAUCUGGUGGAGCCAGCCCAACCCAGCUGUUUGAGUUGUGCAUUAAAGAAGGUAUGAUUUAUUAUGAUUUCAGUGUUUAAAAGGAAUCGAUUGCUCUCGUCUCCUCUCCUUCCUGACCCAAACCCUCUGUUACCAAGCAGCAGCAAGUGUCUUUUUGUUGUUGCUGCUUUCUUCAAUUAAAGAAUCAUUCAUUUAUCAAUGAUUUCACUGCCA